Messenger RNA from Monascus purpureus, 927 nucleotides. NCBI's taxonomy places the organism in Eukaryota, Fungi, Ascomycota, Eurotiomycetes, Eurotiales, Aspergillaceae. The record is from the annotation of a GenBank genome assembly.
AUGUAUCCCUACUCCAGUCCACCUCCAGGGUGGUCUGCUUUCGACUACACCACAUCGCCGCCCACCUCGCCUCACUACGUCCACUACUCGACUCAGUUCGCCAACAUGUACGGUUCUCCUCGAGCCUCCUCAAAGCGCCAUAACCGCAAGGCCAGCUACAGCGCGACCACUAGAGACUCGGGUGCGUGGUAUUCCGGAUACCCGCAGAGCUACUACGAAAUGAGGCCAGAGUAUGGCACGCCGCCUCGCAAGCACAAUCAUGUCCCUACCUACGAGGACAUCGACUCCGCCAAGCGAUCUCGCACCCGCCGCCAGUCCACAUCUACUCGCACGCCUCAGAAGCCUCGCCCUUCUACGGCCUCCAAGUCACCGACCAAGGCAACUGAAGAGGAUGCAGCCCGCGCAGGGAUUCCCCCGGGUUACUCAAUCAAGAACUGGGAUCCGACAGAAGCACCCAUCAUCCUACUCGGAAGCGUGUUCGAUGCGAAUUCGCUAGGCAAGUGGAUCUACGACUGGACCGUGUUUCAUCAUGGCGCAUCGACCCCGAUGGCGGAUGUCGCAGGUGAGCUGUGGCUAUUGCUGAUCAAGUUGGCUGGGAAGAUUAAACGAGCGGACGAGUGCCUGCCUCGAAUUAAGCGCCGCGACGCCAGAGAAACCGUCGAGGAUUUCCUAGAAGGUGGCGAGCGCCUGUGGAAUCGUUUCAAGAAACUUCUCAAGGAAUGCGAACAUUACAUGUGGAAGGCCGCCAAGCGUGAAGGCGGCAGGGGACCCGUGUCGAUGGGUCGCAAUGCAGGGUGCGAAUUUGUCGAGUCGAUUUUCGGUCGCGACCGCCAACUAGAAACCACGGAAAAGUUGAUGAACAGCAUUCGUGUGUGGAGCAUGCGCUUCGACGCCAACUGUGAAGAAAUCCUCCGACGACCAUGUUAA